Alternaria alternata is the source of this 1880-nucleotide messenger RNA. Its product is annotated as cysteine desulfurase. NCBI's taxonomy places the organism in Eukaryota, Fungi, Ascomycota, Dothideomycetes, Pleosporales, Pleosporaceae. Gene Ontology annotation, cellular component: nucleus; cytosol; mitochondrion. Gene Ontology annotation, molecular function: cysteine desulfurase activity; pyridoxal phosphate binding. The record is from RefSeq and is a predicted model, not a curated record. The transcript is spliced from 3 exons. Bases 254 to 1774 code for a protein of 506 amino acids. Gene Ontology annotation, biological process: [2Fe-2S] cluster assembly.
UCACGCCAAGAGUGAACAGUCGGCUGCAGGGAAAGAAACGGCAAGGCAAGACUAAACGCUGCAAACAACGCGCCGACGCGUGAAUGACUAUCUCUUUCUGGAUGCAGACAAUGAACGAUGACGAGUGGAGGUGGUGGGUGAUCGUGAGCGCUGGUGGGCUUAGCUAAGCAGCAGAUCUAGGCGCUAAAACUUCAUAGCUUCUAAUACCUCGGGAGGCAAUUUGCGUUCUUAAUUUUUCCACUACUCUUCCAUCAUGUCUAAUAUUGCACCCACCGUCGCGAGGCAGGCCCUGCGCAUUGCCUCUCGUCGAUACCCUUCAUCUGCGUUUUCUCGUGUUUCUAGCAUCCGCCGGCACUAUGUGUCAGAGUCCAAGCCGGCACAGGCUACCGUCUCUAACGCCUCUCCUCUCGAGUCAGCCAUCAAGAAGGAGCAGCGCAGUUUCCUCAAGGAGACGGGAGAAAGAGCAGAGGAUGCAACCAUGCCAACAACAGGCAUGGGCGCUGAUGCCAUGAUGAGUCCUACUGCUGGCAUUCUCAAGCAGGCAACCGUCAUGGAUCAGGGCUCACGGCCCAUCUACCUAGACAUGCAAGCCACUACCCCCAUGGACCCGCGCGUAGUAGACAAGAUGAUGCCCUACAUGACCGGCAUGUAUGGUAACCCCCAUUCGCGAACCCACGCGUAUGGGUGGGAGACCGACAAAGCCGUAGAGGACGCCCGCGCCAACAUUGCCAACCUCAUCGGCGCAGACCCAAAGGAGAUCAUCUUCACCAGCGGGGCUACUGAGAGUAACAAUAUGAGUAUCAAGGGUGUCGCUCGCUUUUUUGGGCGAAGCGGCAAGAAGAAGCACAUCAUCACAGCACAGACAGAGCACAAGUGUGUGCUUGACAGCUGUAGACAUUUGCAAGAUGAAGGCUUUUCCGUCACUUACCUGCCAGUAGGAAACAACGGUCUCAUCGACAUGGCCCAGCUCGAGGCCGCGAUGCGUCCCGAUACCGCCAUUGUCAGCAUCAUGACCGUCAACAACGAGAUUGGUGUUGUACAACCUGUCGAGGAGAUUGGAAAGCUCUGCCGAUCGAAGAAGGUCUUCUUCCACACCGAUGCGGCGCAAGCUGUCGGCAAGAUCCCCCUUGACGUCAACAAGAUGAACGUCGAUUUGAUGUCGAUAUCAGGCCACAAGAUCUACGGACCCAAAGGCAUUGGCGCGUGCUAUGUACGAAGACGGCCUAGGGUCAGGCUCGACCCCAUCAUCAGUGGCGGUGGUCAAGAGCGAGGACUGCGAAGUGGAACAAUCGCACCUCCUCUUGUCAUCGGCAUGGGCGAAGCCGCACGGAUUUGCAACGAAGAGAUGGAGUAUGACACCAAGCGCAUUUCGGCGCUGUCGAACCGUCUCCUCGAAGGCCUGCUAUCACUCGAGCACACCACACUUAACGGUGAUAGGGAGCGACAUUAUCCCGGGUGUGUUAACGUUUCUUUCGCCUACGUUGAGGGUGAAUCACUCCUCAUGGCAUUGAAAGACAUUGCCCUCUCUUCGGGUAGCGCCUGUACUUCGGCGUCGCUUGAGCCUAGCUACGUGCUCCGAGCGCUUGGCAGCAGUGAUGAGAGUGCGCACAGCAGUAUCCGCUUCGGUAUCGGACGCUUCACUACAGACUCUGAGAUCGACUACGUGUUGAAGGCGGUCAAGGAGCGAGUCACAUUCCUCCGCGAGCUGAGUCCGUUAUGGGAACUCGUACAGGAGGGUGUUGACCUUAACACGAUUGAGUGGAGUCAACAUUGAGCGUAGUAGUUGUUUGAUACCCUGGAGGACCUUGUAUAGUAUAAUGACGUACAUUCUUUGGCACAUAUUCUGCCCACGCUCGCUGAAGCGGUUACGAGAAACACGA